AUGCACACAGCGACUACAAACCCACUCAAAGGUUGCAACUUCCAACUCAAUCUCCCAUUCUCGUGGUGGUGGGCCGGAAUCGCUUUACUCUGCCUUACCCUGCUGGCAAUCACGUUCGCCCGUCCGCAGGGAUAUCCCAACCAAACCCAUCCCGUGUGGUCCGCACUCUCCGACAUGGAAAAGGCUAAGGCGAACUCUGACUCGCCACCCCCUGCUUCGGCCCUGGAUGUCUUAAAGCCAUUAUCGCUAGGUGGGAACUUUCCUAGUAGCGGGGCAGUGGCUGCUAGAGCGCGUGAACAGAUGCAGAUGCAGAGGACUGCGUCACAUCCUGCAUCUGGGACGCCUAAAGAGGCUCAGCAGGCUAGUGAUGGGGGCGGGAAUUUAAAGCGGAGUGAGACCGUGCAAACAAUUUAUGAAAAAGAUGCUGAUGGAGGGAGAACCUUUCGCCGGUUAGUUGUUGAGUACAAUUAG
Penicillium pulvis is the source of this 471-nucleotide messenger RNA. RefSeq lists its product as uncharacterized. NCBI's taxonomy places the organism in Eukaryota, Fungi, Ascomycota, Eurotiomycetes, Eurotiales, Aspergillaceae. The transcript has a single exon. Bases 1 to 471 code for a protein of 156 amino acids. The record is from RefSeq and is a predicted model, not a curated record.